Perca flavescens (yellow perch) is the source of this 1510-nucleotide messenger RNA. It is a transcript of the gene grem1b, whose product is annotated as gremlin 1b. The coding region runs from base 228 to 776 and encodes 182 amino acids. The transcript is spliced from 2 exons. Gene Ontology annotation, biological process: animal organ morphogenesis. NCBI's taxonomy places the organism in Eukaryota, Metazoa, Chordata, Actinopteri, Perciformes, Percidae. Gene Ontology annotation, molecular function: BMP binding; receptor ligand activity. The record is from RefSeq and is a predicted model, not a curated record.
UGUUGUGCACAUCUCAGCUGGCAAACAUUUAAAAGGGAGACAGUCCGGCGCUGGAGCAAUUUGUAUUAAACCCCCUGGCCCCUGUCUAUGGAGUGGUUAGUGUCCCACCCAUCCACAGCCCCACCAGCGUACAGUCGACAGCAGUAGGUGCCUAUCAGUUUGGAAGGUGGCGCAGAGGACUGACGGGAUCAGAUCAUCGCACUUGUAGCAGCAGAGGCUCGCACAGGAUGGCCAACUCAACGCGUAUCUUCUGCAGUAUGGUUUUCAUCAUGGGGUUGCUAUCCUCUCCCGUGGAUUCCAAAAGAAACCGAGGUUCACAAGGGGCCAUUCCUCAUCCUGACAAAAGCAACCCAAACGAAUCGGAGCAGCAACCGCAGCCUCCGCAGGCGGGCUCUGGGUCCCGGCAGAGGCAGGUCCCAUCCUCACCGGCCGACGAAGUGCUGGAGUCCAGCCAGGAAGCUUUACAUGUGACGGAGCGCCAGUAUUUAAAACGGGACUGGUGCAAGACUCAGCCCCUCAAGCAGACCAUCCACGAGGAGGGCUGCGUCAGCCGCACCAUCAUCAAUCGCUUUUGUUACGGACAGUGCAACUCCUUUUACAUCCCCAGGCACAUCCGCAGGGAGGAGGGUGCCUUCCAGUCCUGUUCUUUUUGCAAGCCGAAGCGUUUUACCGCCAUGACUUAUACUUUGAACUGUCCGGACCAGCAGCCACCCACCAAGAAGAAACGCAUCCAGCGCGUCAAACAGUGCCGCUGUAUAUCCAUAGACCUGGACUAAAGAAAUGUGUUCUGCGUGUUUUUCAUAUUCUUAUUCUUCGCGGACAGGAUUGUUUGUAGAAAAAAAAAUAUAGGCUGUCACACAGCCAUGAACACGUGCCUGUCUCCAUCGGAAGAAGCAUCCAUGAAGGCUUCUUACAUUUAGGCCACGAAGAUUCUCUUCUUGCACAAAGUGUGAACAAAUAUGGACAUGCAACCUAUAAUCCGACGUUGAACGGCAACGAACAUUUUACUCCUCACCAGUUUGCAAAGUUUGAAAUCAAGCAUCACUGCACGGGAACGCUGACUUGGAAUGGGCACGUUUUACGCACGGCUUCCUCACCCCAAGAGGACUGAAUAACCCCGGUUUAUUUAAUAAAUCGAAACGCUUAUGGUGACAGGAAAACAUUCCUGUCCAAUUUAGUAUUUGUGUGUGCAUAUGUAUUUGUUUAACUGGAUGUUUCCACUGUGUGGAAUUUGAUAGAUGAGCGGUUAUAUUUGUGAAUGGAAAAUGUGUUUUUAUUUCGACAUUUCAAGAACCUUUCAAGGUUGAUUGAUUUCUUUGAAUUUCGAAGUCCACCAGUAAAGUUUUUUCUUUGUAAAUUGGGUGCCUACACAGUUGUAGAGACAAUAUAGGCUUCUAUGUUAGUUAAAACAAACUAUGUACAGCGGUGGUUUAUACAGUAUCGAGAUUAAAUAGUUGUAAAAUGUAAAGCCACCUUUGAUGUAACCGGUUUGUUUAUCCUUUGAAUUAAA